CAACAACAAUAUGUCGUCACUGCUUUUUCUCCGUGCCAUUUCUGCUUCCAUUUCCAUUUCCAUCUCGAUUCACCCAGGAUCCUACCUGCUGUCCAUCACGAGCUGUCUUUUGUUCGCUCGCAUCUAACAUUACUCCGUAAAUCCAAAACAACCCCCAAAACUCUGUUCCCCCACGUGCCUCGCCUCCCCUUCUUCUUGUCGUGUGUGCUGCCUUCGCCUGCAGCUUCAACUCACCAAUUCUUGAUCAUGCUCUUAUAACGACAUUCACUGUUUCACAUCAUCAUGCCGUCCUUUUGGCCCUGGAAGGGCGAGGACUCUUCCCCAGCCUCCUUCGAGAAGUCCUUGUCCACUCUUUCUACAAAGAUCGCCGGCACCCAGCUGCAGCUUGACCAGCAGCGCAACAGCUCACGCAGGAUCAAGUUCUUGGGCACACUCUACCUCGUCAUCGCCUACUUGAUCUAUGCCAUCGUCCUGCUGCUUGUGGUUGGACACAAAAACCUGGCCGCUUGGGAUUGGUCUGGCCUGGCCGGUGGCCCCGUAUUGAUCUAUCUCGUCCGCGCCCUCAUCGUCACCUACUACACUUUCCGUAUCGAAAAGCUCGAAACAAGGAUCAAGGCUCAACAAUCCGAGCGUUCCAAGACUAUCCAGAAGUUGAAGGAUGCUACCAAAUACGACACUACCUUGGAGCUGCUCGAGAAAUAUGGCGGUGAGAGGCCAAAGCCCAAACGUACCAAAUCAGGACAGCCUGGCGAAGACAGCGGGGACACUGGACACAAGGCAUCGCACGGUCACAAGGGCGGUCGACAGAGUAUAGGGCCCGCGCCUGGCGCAAGAAUCAAUAUCCAACCCCCACCAACAGCCAACAUCCAAAGACCCUCAUCUGCAGCUGGCACUCCACACAACCACCACCUACAAGGAUCGCAUCUACAGCCUCCACAAUCUGCAUCUCCUACCAGCCACGACACUACUGCUGAAUUUGCACCCAAUGCCGGAGACCUUCCGCCGCCUUCCCACCAGUUUGAGUUCAAUGCCGGCCCCCCACGAUGGUACGACCGCGUUCUCGAUCUGAUGAUGGGUGAAGAUGAGACUGCCCCCAAGAACCGUAUCGUCCUGAUCUGCCAGAAAUGCCGCCUAGUCAACGGCCAAGCUCCCCCAGGCACCAAGAGCCUCUCCGAUGUCGGCCAGUGGAAGUGCAUGAACUGUGGCACCAUGAAUGGCGAGAUGGAUGAAGGAAAGAAGAUCAUAAGGGAGGUACUUGGGGUUCAAGACAGUGCUGAGACCGAUACCGAUGAGCUCGAGAGCGAAGCAAGUCUCGACGACAGCAAGGUGCACAACUCUGCCGCAGGAAACAAAAGAGAUACCAAGGCUGUGAGAAGGUCCGGUAGGAACAAAUCGCAGAUGGUUCCGUAAAACAUGUCAUACACUGGCUAUAAGCCAUUAGUAACUUCUCAGCAGGUCAAGGAACAUAUUGGUCAACGUCUUGCUCAAUGUCCAUGACAUAUUUGGCAGCACAAUGAGAAACCUAAUGUAGGCAGAAGACCAUCAAUCGAACCAACCGUGGCUUCCAGUCACCGUUCUGCGUCGCUUUUCCGAUUUUGCAGCUAUUAUCUCAGGGAGCUUAUAGCGUAUCAAGACCGCACAGGAAUCUGCGCCGCUCACCCCAUAUCUGUCGGCGAACUAGCGGCCGAAGAGAUGGGAUCUUAUGAAAGACCCUCACAUGAUUGCAUGGAGCUAGAGACACAUGACGACCCUUUGCAUGUGGUAGUAUGUAUGCGCACUGUCAUAGACACUACGAUAUAAAAUACGAAACAGUUGAAAAAUUCAUUCAAACA
This is a messenger RNA of Truncatella angustata, 1832 nucleotides long. RefSeq lists its product as uncharacterized. The transcript is spliced from 2 exons. The record is from RefSeq and is a predicted model, not a curated record. Gene Ontology annotation, biological process: endoplasmic reticulum tubular network organization. Gene Ontology annotation, cellular component: endoplasmic reticulum tubular network. NCBI's taxonomy places the organism in Eukaryota, Fungi, Ascomycota, Sordariomycetes, Amphisphaeriales, Sporocadaceae. Bases 283 to 1410 code for a protein of 375 amino acids.